AUGGAUCCCAUAUUCAUCCAAGUCGAUGUGCACUUCCAAGGAAUCUUAUCCAAAUACCCCAUACGCUACACCCGCGGGAUUACUCAGAGGUUUUCAAACAUCAAUUUUGCAGGCAUGGAUAAGAAUGGGUGUUAUGAGUUUACCGAAAGGUUCACUGGAGAAAAGUGUGAGGAGCUCUAUUACUACCAACCAGAUAUUGAUUUUCCCAAAGGAUUAAUUAAGGAAUUUGAGACAUGGGCAUUGGAUGGGGAUGAGGAUGAAGAUGAGGAUGACCCUGGGGAUGAGGAUGUGGAUGUUGAUGACGAUGAGGAUGACCUUAGCAACCUUCAUAUUUUCAAAAAGAAUAACGGGCCUGAUAUCGACAUGGAUGAGGAUACAUGUUUGGGUAAGCCUUUGGAAGAAGCCAUAGAUGACAAUGAAGAUGUUUAUCAUGAUUUGCCAAAUAUUUUCAAUGACAAUCCACACUGGAAGGAGUAG
Lactuca saligna is the source of this 477-nucleotide messenger RNA. The record is from the annotation of a GenBank genome assembly. Lineage: Eukaryota; Viridiplantae; Streptophyta; Magnoliopsida; Asterales; Asteraceae.